CAGCGAGGCGGCAGCCGACCUCUCCGGCGAUGUGCUGAGCGCUACUCGAGGAGACACCAUGGCCGUGGGGCCCUGGGUCGCGGCCUGCGCGCUCCUCUGCGCCGCCGCCGCCGCCGCCGCCGCCGCCGCCGACAGCAACGAGACCCGGGACUUCUGCCCCGAGCUGCAGUGGCAGAAGAACUUCGACCUGGACGAGCUGAUGCGGAUGUGGUACGUGGUGGAGGUGCUGGAGCACCGGCAGCCGGGCGGCGCCGCCAUCUCGCGCAUCGACAGCUGCCCCGUGGUGCAGCUGCAGCGGCUGGGCGAGACGCGCCUCAAGCUGCUGUGGGAGGAGCCGGCCGGCGUGGUGGAGUACCACUUCCGGCUGCCCAUCGCCUACACGCCCGGCUACUGGGUCGCCGAGGGCUCGCCCAACUCGACCCUGGCGGACCACCACGGCAAGCGCAUCGCCGUGCACUUCUCCGGAGAUGUGCACGUGAUGAAGGCCGUCUACUCGCACCUGGUGCUCACCUUCUGCUCGGCCGCCGAGGAGAAGCUGUGGACCAUCGUGCUGUCCCCGGAGAGCUCGCUGAGCGCAGUCGAGCUGCGCGGCGUCAACAAGAUGCUGGAGCGGCGCGGGCUGACCCUCAGCAACGUGCGCCAGACGUGCGGCGGCGCCGGCUCCGCCCCCGCGUCGGCGGCGCUCGCGUCCCUGCUGCUGGCCGCCGGCGUCGCGGCGCUCGCCGCCUGACGCCACACGCGCUGCUCCUCUCCAACCCCUCGGCACCUGCUGUUCCUCUCCCAUCUCCUUGUCUCUGACAUUACGUGACUUCGUCCCGCUGAGUCACAAGUCCUUCUUCUGUCCAACCCCUCGGUACCUCUUGUUCCUCUCCCAUCUCUUUGUCUCUGACAUUACGUGACUUCUUCCUGCUGAGUCACACGUCCUCCUUCUCUCCAACCCCUCGGCACCUCUUGUUCCUUUCCCAUCUCUUUCUCUUUGUCACCGACAUUACGUGACUUCGUCCCGCCGAGUCACACGUCAUUCUUCUGUCCAACCCCUCGGCAACUCUUGUUCCUCUCCCCUCUCUUUGUCACCGACAUUACGUGACUUCGUCCCGCUGAGUCACACGUCCUUCUUCUCUCCAAACCCUCGGCACCUCUUGUUCCUCUCCCCUCUUUUUGUCACCGACAUUACGUGACUUCGUCCCGCUGAGUCACACAUCCUUCUUCUCUCCAACCCCUCGGCACCUGCUGUUCCUCUCCCAUCUCUUCGUCUCUGACAUUACGUGACCUUGUCCCGCUGAGUCACACGUCCUUCUUCUCUCCAACCCCUCAGCACCUCUUGUUCCUCUCCCCUCUCUUUGUCUCCGACAUUACGUGACUUCGUCCCGCUGAGUCACACGUCCUUCUUCUCUCCAACCCCUCGGCACCUCUUGUUCCUCUCCCCUCUCUUUGUCACCGACAUUACGUGACUUCGUCCCGCUGAGUCACACGUCCUUCUCUCCAACCCCUCGGCACCUCUUGUUCCUCUCCCAUCUCUUUGUCUCUGACAUUAUGUGACAUCUUCUCGCUGAGUCACACGUCCUUCUUCUCUCGAACCCCUUGGUACCUCUUGUUUCUUUCCCAUCGCUUGGUCUCUGAUUUUACGUGACUUUGUCCCGCCGAGUCACACAUUCUGCUACUUUCUUCUCCUCAGUUCUACUUACUACUUUGCGAAACCUUUUUACCUGACCUUACGUGACUUAGUGCCACUUAAACACACAGCCUGCUCCAUUUUAACUCCUUGGUACCUAUUGUACCUUUCCUAUCCCUUUGUCACUGACAUUACGUGACUCAGUCCAGCUGAGUCACACAUCCUAUUUCUUCACUCCUACAGUUCAGUUUAUGUCCCACGCAGUAAUAUAUGAAUUACGAUGAACGUGUGUGAUUUCAAAGGUCGGUGUAGUAACUUGUAUGUUGGCUCAGCCGACAUUCCGUUACACAGUGACGCAACCAGAUUAAUUAUUCAGUUUUUUGCUGAUUUGCAGGGGGGGAAAAGUUUGAUACGGCAGGAUUACAAAUUCUUUGUAAAUAGUCAUUUAGCAUAUUUUGAGACAGAGAGAGUACAAAUUAUACUUGCAUCACAUACCUUUAAACAUUUUUUCUUAUUUUAUAUUUUGUUUUUAUAGAAAGCUUGGGCUAAUCAACUUAAGCUAUGUUUGAAUCGAAUUUUAGCACUGUUCACAUUUUUGACCCUACACCUUAAAGAGAAAAGCUGAUAUUUUCUUUUGAAACCAGAGAAUUUCUGUAUGCAAGCCCUGUUCUAUCCCUAGUAUUUACGCAGUCAGCGUAGAAAGUUAAAUUGCAGUGGACGUAAAUACACUAUAUGUCCACCAAGUAUCACUGCAUCCGUCCAGAGAUGUGCAUUCAAAGUUAAUAAUUCGUCUUCUUCAUAUUUUACGUAUGAAUUUUAAUUUGCAACAAUCUAAUUGCACUUAAGUUUUAGGUAUGACAACAAACUAACUUAAAUCUUAUUAAAAAUAUUCGAAAAAUUGUCUACAAAUAAUCCAAAGUAAAACUCAAAUGCCGCAUCAAUAUUUACCCACAUUAAUACUGUGUAAAUAAUAAUUUAGAUUGUUAUUUGUACUGUAGGAUACAUAGAAUGUCGGAUAUAUUUUAGUUCUGUAAUUAAAAUUUCAUUAAGUAUGAUUUCUCUCUCUGUGCUCGUCUAAAUUCAGUUCAAAUUUAUUUAUAUGGCGUACAAAAACAAUAUGGACAUUAUAUGUACGUCUGUGCUUGUCUACAGUGCAUUAAACCACAGUUAAUUUAUUGUUGUGUGGUCAGUGAAGAGUGAAAACAUUAUCAUUGUACCUCACAUUGUAAGAGAAGACUAAAAUUGCCUUAUAAUUCUACGUGUGGGAGUUUUGCAAAACUCAGAAACUUAAGGACAAUGGACAAUAAACUGUGAGUAAAUGAUUAACAUCAGUUUUACAUAAACUAUAAUCAUCUCUGCUAAAUGUUAGACAAAAUGUUACCCUUUUUUGAAUCAUGUAUAAAAGCUUUAUUACAAUUAAA
Messenger RNA from Bacillus rossius redtenbacheri, 3033 nucleotides. RefSeq lists its product as uncharacterized. The transcript is spliced from 3 exons. NCBI's taxonomy places the organism in Eukaryota, Metazoa, Arthropoda, Insecta, Phasmatodea, Bacillidae. The coding region runs from base 59 to 730 and encodes 223 amino acids. The record is from RefSeq and is a predicted model, not a curated record.